Molecule: messenger RNA, 3716 nt
Organism: Oncorhynchus kisutch (coho salmon)
Lineage: Eukaryota; Metazoa; Chordata; Actinopteri; Salmoniformes; Salmonidae
Product: mucin-15-like
Exons: 4
Coding region: 134-1237 (367 amino acids)
Source: RefSeq, a predicted model, not a curated record
CUUCCCUAGCCUAUUGUUCCCUCUCUCUCAUACGCUGGCUGUUUCACUGAGAGAUCUCACUGCAUUCCGCACACCUGUUAGCUGUAACCACCUGACCAAGCACCAGAAAAAGAACAGGAACUAGAGACGGGAUAUGGAUCUUUACACAAUCAUCAGUGCUGUUUUGCUUCUGCAACUGCAAGGUUUUCAUGUGGCCUUGCUCCAGGCACCAACAGACUCUCCAGGACAAACGAUUGAUCAAAGUUGGCUUCGUCAAUUGGUCAAAUCCAAGCUAAACAAGACAACAUCACAAGCUCAGUCCAAUGACAUUGUUGAUAUGACCCUGGAGGGCACUGAGUCAACAGAUUACUCUGAAUGGGUUAUCGCAAAUGGCUCUGUGUCAUUUAGUGGGGAACAGGACAACAUCCAGGACACAAAUGAGACUUCAGGUGGUGUGACAAUUGGCACCACAAUGCCACCAGGGUUGCCAAAUGCUACAGCAGAGGAACCCCCAGAAACCACUGUUGCACCAGAACCCCCAGUGAGUGUUGCCUUAAACUCAAGCCAAGUUUCCAAUGCAACCGGAGAGGACAGUGGAUUCCAAACUACCACCACUACUGCAAUCACAGAAAACUCAAAUGGCUCUAAUUCCAUGUCCAAUUACACUGAAUUAAAUGAGACAACCACAGCUCCAGACACCAAUAGCACAGAGCAGAUUGGUCCAGAUCCUGGUGCUGAGAACAGGGUAACCAACAGUACAGAGGACUUCCAUAAUGUAACAACUGCAGUACCAGAGCCAUCCAGUGAACCAUCCACAGCUUCCCCCUCCACAAAGCUUCCCUUGGACUCCCCUGGGACUACAACUGCCAAAAUCAUCCCAGAAACUACAACAACCACAGGUCCCAGCACAAUAACAGCCAUGAUGGAAACUGGUGCCGCUUCAGGAAGCAACUCUGCGAGAGGCUUGGCCUCAGAUGCAGUGCAGAACAAGAAGAGGAAUGAGGCAUGGGCUGCCAUCCUGGGCAUAGGAGUGGCAGUGUGCUUCGUGGCGAUGGUGGUCUACGUCAUCCUGAGAAGGAGAGACCGACGGGAUUUCACACACAGGAAGCUUGUUGAGGAAAUCCCCUCAGACCCAGUUCUACGACUGAACAACCCUGAGCCUGUGGACUUGAAAUAUGAUGGUUCCGCCUACUACAAUCGUGGACUCCAAAUGGAAAAUAUCCCAAUGGACCACUUUCCACAAGGACAUCAAAAUUGAGAAGGACUCCAAGACUAACCUUAAACACUUUAAAGGAGACUUUCAUAUACAAAAUACUUAUUGAGACCCGACAUACGCAUUAACGUGCAUAAGUCUCUAUAGCAGAAUGUCAAGUCAUGGAUUUACUGCACCCUAAUGCAUUGGUUAUGUGGGUUUGUAUAUUUUUCUAAAUUCCAGGAAACUUUGAGAUUUUGGAAAUGUGUUAGGAAUUUAUUAUUAUUUUGGAACAUUUGAAUAAUAUGUUUAUAUGUUUUUAUUUCUAAAAUGACAUUGGUUUGGAAGGAAAGUUUUUACAUUUGCUGGGAAUAUUCCCAUUCUUUGUUACGCCUAGGACGAAUACUACCUUUACAUAACUUAGACUUCCACAUAAUUAUCGCAUUCAAUGGGAGAAAACGUCAUGCAUGGAUCUGAAUGUAGGAUUCUAGACACUUCAGCACAGUCUAUUAUAGAAGUACUAAAAGCCCAAAAUUAAGUCUUAAUUGUCUGCUAUAUUUCCAAGAUGGUUCGACAAAGGUAAAACAUUUCUUAGACAUGAAUACCUACACUCAAAUAAGGUUAUUUUUGUACCUUACUCUAAAUGACAAUUUAACCAGAGGUCAUUUCAAUAUAAACAUAAAUGUUUGAUUUUUAUUGAACCUUUAUUUAACUAGGCAAGUCAGUUAAGAUAUAUACUUCAAGAAUCAUGUCCAUAAUUAUUGAGAAAGAAAGAGAUUUAGUUUAAAAAGUAAUACAAAUACAUCUAAGAAAGAUAGCAGGGCGGCAGGUAGCCUAGCGGUUAAGAGUGUUGGACCAAUAACUGAGGUCGUUGGUUUGAAUCUCCAUGCUGACUAGGUAAAAAAAUGUGUUGAUCUGCCCUUGAGCAAGGCCCUUAUAGCUCCUAUAAGUCACUCUGGAUAAAGUGUCUACUAAAUGACUAAAAUAUAGAUGGGGUUCAAAAUGAUUGGCACCCCUGUUUUCAAAACUCUAGCACCCUCCCCCUAUGAGUAUAAUGACACCCUUUUUCCCAGUGGUGUAAAGUACUUAAGUAAAAAAAUACUUGAAGUACUACUUAAGUAAUUUUGGGGGGUAUCUGUACUUUACUAUUUAUAUUUUUUGAAUACUUUUACUUUUACUUCACUAUAUUCCUAAAUAAAACAAUGUACUUUUUACUCCAUACAUUUUCCCUGACACCCAAAAGUACUCGUUACAUUUUGAAUGCUUAGCAGUACAGGAAAAUGCUCCGAUACACGCACUUAUCAAGAGGACAUCCCUGGUCAUACUGUCUGUGAUCUGACAUACUCACUAAACACAAAUUCUUGGUUUGUAAAUUAUGUUUGGAGUGUGCCCCUGGCUAUCCUUAAAUAAAAUACUAAAUUAAAUUAGCUUAAUAUAAGGAAUUUGAAAUGAUUUAUACUUUUACUUUUUAACAAUUACAUUUAGUUUUGAUACUUAAGUAUAUUUAAAACCAAAUACUUUUAGACUUUUACUGGGUGACUCACUAAUACUUGAGUCAUUUUCUGUGAAGGUAUCUAUAGUUUUACUGAAGUACGACAAUUGGGUACUUUUUCCACCACUGCUUUUUCUAAAAUGUUUAAUGAGAUUGGAGAACACAUUGGGACGGAUUCAGGGCCGGCCCUCUCAUUAGGAGGCCACCUAUGGUGGAAGACACACCUCCAACAAGACAUAAAACCUCAUAGAUACUGAACAAAAUGGGUGGGCCCACCCACUUGGACCCACUUGGGAGCCAGGCCCCCAGCCAAACAGAAUAUGUUUUUCCCCACAAAAUAUCUUAAUUAUAGACGGAAAUACUCCUCAGUUUCAUCAAUUGUCCAAUUGUCCGGGUGGCUGGCCUCAGAUGAUCCCGCAGGUGAAGAAGCCAGAUGUGGAGGUCCUGGGCUGGCGUGGUAACACGUGGUCUGCGGUUGUGAGCCAAGUUGUGCGUACUGCCAAAUUCUCUAAAAUGACGUUGGAGGUGGCUUAUCGUAGAGAAAUUAACAUUCAAUUCUCUGGCAACAGCUCUGCUGGACAUUCCUGUAUUCCUGCAUGCAAAUUGCACGCUCCAUCAAAAUUUUAGACAUCUGUGGCAUUGUGUUGUGUGACAAAACUUCACAUUUUAGAGUGGCUUUUUAUUGUCCCUAGCACAAGGUGCGCCUGUGUAAUGAUCAUGCUGUGUAAUCAACUUCUUGAUAUGCCACAUCUGUCAGGUGGACGGACUACUUUGGCAAAUGAGAUAUGCUCACUACAGAGAUGUAAACUAAUUUGUGCACAACAUUUGAGAGAAAUAAGCUUUGUAUGGAAAUUUCUGGGAUAUUUUAUUUCAGCUCAUGAAACAUGGGACCAGCACUUCAUAUGUUGUGUUUAUAUUUUCGUAAAAUUCUGCACAAAAACAAUGACAAUUUGUGAAAGUGAAAGUAAAACAAAAUACAACCAAAUGUCUCUCUAUCUCUCUCUCUCUCUUGCUUCUCCUUAAUUUUGGAAGAAAUGAAUUUGUUCAAAACUG